UAGUGGUGGUGGUGGUGGUAGUGGCCGAGUUUGUUUUUGUAUUUUGUAUUUUGUAUUUGUUGUCGUGGCCAAGGCCAGUUUUGUCAUUGAAAAAAAUCAAAAACAAAAACAAAAUUUUUGAUUCAAAAUAUCCAUGGUUAAAUUGAAAUCAGUAUUUGGUUAAUUGCUGAAAAAACAACAAACGAACGAAAACGAAACGAACUAAAAAUGUCAAACAAAAAUAAUAUUGGUGAUGAAAUUCCAUUAGCCGAUGAUGAUGAUACUGAAGAAGUUACCGAUUCGGAUAUGAUAAAAUUAAAUUUAUCAAAUAUAACUGGUAAAGAAAAAUUGGAAAAAAUUCAACAAUUGCAACAACAACACCAAAGACGAAGAAAUUCUGAUGUAACAAAUUUAGCAAGGCCAGAAUCACCAAGUGGUACUAUACGUAUUAAUCAUCAACCACAACCAAAUUCAUUAGAUAUAAAUCAUGAAUUGAAUCCGGAUGAAAUGGAAGAAAAAGAACGUAUGAUACAACAGGUUUUAGAAUUACAAAAUACACUUGAUGAUUUAUCAUUACGUGCUGAAAGUGUUAAAGAAGAAAAUCUUAAAUUAAAAUCCGAAAAUCAAGUAUUAGGACAAUAUAUUGAAAAUCUUGUUUCAGCAUCAUCAGUAUUUCAAUCAACAUCACCAAAACAACGUUCAACAACAUCAACAUCAACAUCUAGUAGUAAUAAUAAAAAUAAUAACAACAUCAGUUGA
Messenger RNA from Dermatophagoides pteronyssinus (European house dust mite), 738 nucleotides. RefSeq lists its product as uncharacterized. Gene Ontology annotation, cellular component: trans-Golgi network. NCBI's taxonomy places the organism in Eukaryota, Metazoa, Arthropoda, Arachnida, Sarcoptiformes, Pyroglyphidae. The record is from RefSeq and is a predicted model, not a curated record.